Molecule: messenger RNA, 1845 nt
Organism: Phalaenopsis equestris
Lineage: Eukaryota; Viridiplantae; Streptophyta; Magnoliopsida; Asparagales; Orchidaceae
Product: pentatricopeptide repeat-containing protein At4g14820-like
Exons: 1
Coding region: 1-1803 (600 amino acids)
Biological process (GO): RNA modification
Molecular function (GO): protein binding; RNA binding
Source: RefSeq, a predicted model, not a curated record
AUGGUUCAUUCUUUCUAUUCGCUUUGCCGCCUCGCAUCUCUUCGUCCCUCACCUUCGAAAUCCCAAAGCAAAAGCCCUCAAUAUCUUCUCCUCCGAUUCAUCUCCUCCAUUUCAAACCCUAAUCCCAACUCCGAACAACUUCGCCUCCUCGCCCGUCGCAUCUCCAGCUCAAACCACCUACACCAACUCCUCUGCCUCGCCACCGCUUUCGGCAUCAACUUCCAGAACCCCCACCUCCACCUCCUAAACUCUAUCCUCCACUCCCUCUCCGGCGGUCCCUCUCCCUCACUCGCACUCAUUUUCUUCGGACUCCUUCACUCUCAAGCCCUCGCCCUCGAUGGCUACACCUUCACCUCUGCUCUCAAGGCAACCUCUCGCCUAUCUCAGCCCGACACAGGGGCUGAGCUUCAUUCACUCCUCACAAAGCUCCGCUUAGAAUCCGAUACCUUCGUGCUGAAUUCUCUCAUCCACAUGUACUCCUCUAGCGGCUUCAUCGGCACGGCAAGGAAGGUUUUUGAUCUUGCUCCGGACUCUUCCCGCGAUAUAGUUUCGUGGAAUAGCUUGGCGUCCGGGUACUUGUGUAAUCACCUCUAUGAUGAAUCUUUAAUGGUUUUUCAGCAGAUGGUCGAGCAUUCGAGGCCUAUGGACUCAAACACCCUGGUUGGCGCCCUAACAACUUGCGCAAAAAUUGGAGCUUUAAAUAUAGGAAGGAGGAUUCAUUCGUUAGUUUUAACCAGAGGCUUCGAUAUGGACUCCUACCUAGCUUCUUCCCUGAUUACUAUGUAUUCUAAAUGCGGAGCUUUGGAUCACGCACACAAGCUGUUUGAUUGGAUUCCUGAAAGGAAUACUGUUUGCUGGACUGCAAUGAUUUCAGGUUACGCACAGUCAAAUCAGUUUCUUAAAUCAAUUAAGCUAUUCAGAAAAAUGCAAGCAGAGAAAUUAAAGCCUGAUGAAAACACAAUUUCAUCUGUUCUAUCCUCAUGUGCUCAGUUGGGUGCAUUGCAUCAAGGAAGUUAUGUCCAUGCUUAUUGUGACAUAAAUGGCAUAGAGUUGGGCCUAUCAGCAAAAAAUGCAUUGGUUGAUAUGUAUUCUAAAUGUGGUGAAAUAGAUAGAGCUUUUUGCAUAUUUCAUGAUUUACAAAAUCCAGAUGUUUUUUCUUGGACUACAAUGAUAUCAGGUUUUGCCAUGAACGGAAAUUCAUUCCAGGCGUUGAAACUCUUUUCACAGAUGGAAGCAUCAAGUUCAGUUCUUCCAAAUGAGAUUACUUUCCUUGGUGUCUUAUCUGCUUGUAGUCAUGGUGGAUUGAUCGAAGAAGGAUACUAUUACUUUGAUAAAAUGAGAAGAGUUUACAAACUUUUGCCUAGACUAGAACACUAUGGCUGUAUGGUUGAUCUCUUAGGCCGUGCAAAGCUACUAAGAGAAGCAGAGGACUUUGUUAAAGCUAUGCCCAUUAAACCAGAUGUGGUCAUCUGGAGAUCUUUACUUUUUGCUUGUAGGAUUAAUGAAGAUGUUAAAGUUGCAGAAUUUGCAGCACAAAGAAUCAUGGAGCUGGAGCCAGAAUUGUGUGGAGGACGUGUUAUGCUCUCAAAUGUUUAUGCUGUGGCAGCUAGAUGGAAUGAUGUGGGUUUGACGAGGAGAAAUAUGAAUUCUCGGAGCAUUCAGAAGGAACCUGGAUUGUCUUUUAUUGAGUUAAAUGGAUUUCUCCAUGACUUCUUAUCUGCAGGUAUGUCACAUCCUGAAAAGGAAAUUAUAUAUGAUGUCCUUUGUGGUAUUAGCAAACAUUCUACAAAUAUUUUAGUUUGAUGAAAUGUUUGAAAUGAAAGUGAAGAUGGUUAUUUAUUCUUU